Messenger RNA from Aphanomyces astaci, 1850 nucleotides. RefSeq lists its product as hypothetical. Gene Ontology annotation, biological process: tRNA wobble uridine modification. Gene Ontology annotation, molecular function: S-adenosylmethionine-dependent methyltransferase activity; tRNA binding. The transcript has 10 exons. Gene Ontology annotation, cellular component: nucleus; cytoplasm. The record is from RefSeq and is a predicted model, not a curated record. Bases 12 to 1766 code for a protein of 584 amino acids. Lineage: Eukaryota; Oomycota; Saprolegniomycetes; Saprolegniales; Verrucalvaceae.
CGUUGUUGAGGAUGUCGCUAACGAUUGCCGACUUUCUCAAAGCGUCGUCGACGGAAGCGUCGGCUCAUGCGGGCACGCCGGCGGACACAGGAUUGACCGUGUCGGGCUUGACCCAUCAGCAGAAACUUCCAUCUGCAACGCCGUACUUGUCGCUCACGUGGAGUAAGAAAGGCAAGAAGUUUGUCGUGACGGACCAAACCCUCGUCGACAUCCUGUCAGUGUACGGUCCUGUGAAGCAGGUGAUCAUGGGCACGGGGUCACGGAAGACUGCCAUCGUCGAGUUCGAGCGCGUCAAGGAUGCACAGGUCGCGAAGCAAGCACUGGACGACAGUGGCGCGGUCUUCCACGGCAAGAAGUUCCACGUCGAACCAGCCAUGUUGCGCAAGGCGUUUGAAGACGAAUGCAGUUUCAACCGUGUGCCCAACUACGACAGCGCGCGGCGCCAAGUCGACCCGGCGACGUUCGUGCCAGGGUUGCUCGUGUACAACGACUUCAUCACGCCAGAACAAGAGACGUUGCUGCUGGCGGAAUUGGACAAGGCCGAGUGGAAGAACGACGUGCGCGCGCGCCAAGUGCAGCACUUUGGCUACGUGUUCAACUACAAGACGCAAAAGUGCGACGCGUCCACGCCCCUCGAGGACAUGCCGCCGUUCUGCCGCAGCUUGAUCGACACGAUGCCGCCAACGUUUGACGGAGUCCCGGACCAAAUCACAGCCAACGAGUACCUUCCUGGUCAAGGCAUCUCUGCUCACAUUGACACGCACUCUGCCUUCACGGGCUCCAUCGGGACUUUGAGCCUCGGCCAUGCGAGUGUGAUGGAGUUCCGACACCCAGAAGACGGUCGAUGCGAGACGUUCCUGCUGGAACCUCGUGCGUUGUACAUUAUGACGGGCGCGUCGCGAUAUCAGUGGACUCACUGCGUGCAUCCUCGGCUAUUUGACGUGGUGGACGGCGCCAAGGUCCCGCGACGCCGCCGCGUGUCGAUCACGUUUCGAAAGUUGCAAGCCACGCCGUGCACGUGUGCGUACCCAGACCAAUGCGACUCGCAGCAGUACACGGAAGCCACGACGUCGACGGAGAAGAUGAGUCCCACCGAGAUUGAACAGCGCUAUGUUCACGACUUUUACGAAACCAUCGCCGAGCACUUUAGCAGCACGCGGCACUCGCCAUGGCCGCGUGUGGAAGCGUUUGUGCGUGGGUUGCCUCUGGGCACGCUCGUGGCCGACAUUGGAUGUGGCAAUGGCAAGUACAUGAAGUGCGUGGGCACACCGAGUGGAUGCGUUGGCGGCGACCGCAGCGAAAGCUUGGUGAAGAUUUGCAAGAGUCGCGACUUGAAUGUGCUUGUGUUGGAUGCCCUCGUGGUCCCCCUGCGCUCGAACGCGUUCGACGUGGCGCUGUCCAUCGCGGUGCUGCAUCACUUGAGCACGCUGGCCCAUCGCCUCCAAGCGGUCAAGGAGGUCCUUCGCGUGCUUCGCGUGGGCGGCCAAGGCCUCAUAUACGCGUGGGCGCAAGAGCAAACCCAGGAUUCACGCCGCGCGUUCGAUUCACACAAGCAAGACUGCAUGGUGCCGUGGAACUUGGACAAGCGCUUCGCCAAGGUCGACGCUGACUCUGGGGAACCCGUGGUUGUGCAGCGAUACUGCCACAUGUUCAAAGAGGGAGAACUGGAUUCGCUGGUGCGCAUGUCCGGCAAUGCUGUGGUGAACGAGUCGUACUACGACCAGGACAAUUGGGCCAUUCGGUUCACCAAAACUAGCGACAUUUGAACAAAUAAUGCAGCCAAAAUGCGUAGUAGUACUAUUAAUAGUACUAUUAAUAGUAUUGUGAAUUCGCUAUUAUAUAAACAUCCA